GAGCAAGUGUUUACUCCAAGUGACCAGGAAUACGGCGCAUAUCUGGAAGAUGAAUCUAGAGGAAGGGGGUUACUGGCGGACACGCUGCGCUGGCUCUGCUUUAUCAGCCGGUAGCUUCUCUCGGCUGAUCUCUGGACCCUCAGAUUGAGCAACACAACAGGAGACGGGGCAGCUUCUUAAUCAGAGAGCGAGACAAAGGCAAGGAGAGGGACAAGACGUGAAUCACAGAAAGUGAAAGAAGGAAGAGGGGCAACGAGCAGAGUUGUUACAGAGGAAUGAGGGAAGGGAGCAGUUGUCUGACAGAGUUCAACACUAGCAGAGGGGGCUUCAGCGUAGAAUGGUGUGGAGAACUUUUGAUUUAAGAAGAGCAUGAGAGGGAGGACUGGGGGGGGGGGGUCAGAGGCAGGGGUCCGGUACAGACUAAUUGCGGUGACAGCUUGUGCCAGGGGAAAAGGACUCAUGUGAGACUUAGAGGAAUGAAAAGAUAGAGACAAAGAGAAGGAACAGAAAGACCCAAAACUGGACUUCAGUAUGGGUGUGAAGAGCAAGGCUGCUGCUGCUAUCUUAGUCCUGCUGCUCUUCCUCGGCUCCCUGUGGCUCCAUGGAGGUCUGGAUUAUCAAUGGGAUUCCUGUUUUAAAGGUUAUAAUCAAGUAAAUAAGCUCCACCAGCUGUACAACAGCAGUGGGGCAGAAGGAGCGGAGGGCCCACAGGUCCUGGAGGGGUGCCCUGGUCAGACCUUCCAGGUGUCACUGCUGCUCUCCCACCUGCUGGCCGCUCCGGCCUACACCUCUGACGUGCUCCUGCAGCCGUAUCUUUCCAGCUGGGACGAACUUGUGAGGUUUAUGGAAGCUCUCGGUCCAAUGGUUGGACUCAUAUCCAAAGAGAUAGAAACUAAGACUUCUAUAAUCCGGCAACUGGCCGUGCUGGCUGCAGAGGGCCCUGAAGCCGAGCUGGGCCCGGACGGAAACUCAAUAAACUCUGUGAGCACAGAAGCGGGGACAAAGGACGACCCGGAGGCCUCGCAGCACACCAGUGCCUACUACUCUGUGCGCUCCAUGAUCUUGGCAGAGCUGAGCCAAGGCCAGGUGGACUUCAACGAGCAGACGGACUCUGGAUGCCGGACUCUCCUGCGUCUGCACCGCGCCCUGCUCUGGCUGAAGCUCUUCCUGGAGAAGCUGGCCGAGACGCCGGUGGCAGGUCGGCUCAGGAGCCCCUCGGAGCUGUGUCGCGAGGCCUACCAGAACACCCUCGCCAACCACCAUACCUGGUUUGUGCGCAGGGCCGCCGAGCUGGCCUUCAUAGCCUUGCCAGAGCGAGGUUACUUCUACAGGCUGGUGUGCGUGCAGAACCAGGAGGAGUUCGGCGUGCUGCUCAACAGAGUGGUUCAGGCUAUUGGAGAGGUUUACGACAGGACGCAGAAAGCACUGGAGGAAAAUGGCAUGCUGGACUUGCCAUAGAAAAGGGGACCGUCAGUCCUGGUUGUAUCCAGGGCUUCAUACAUAAACAAAAAUGUUGUAAACUUCUCAAUGAUAGAUGAAUGGACUACUUUUUCUAACUGAAGUUUACAUGUGCCAUAUUUUCCACUCGACCAAAGUGCUGUUAACAAUCAACUUACACUGAAAGAUUUUCUUUUUCAUCCUAUUAACAUUCCUCAUUCAAUUAGAUGUGACCAUAUGUUGAUUGGAGGUAUAGUUAAGGUAGCUGAUAAAGCAUUUACACUGUUUAAACACAGACUGUGAAUUAUUUAAGCUGGUGGACACAGAAUCAUGAACCUCCCGCCACACACAAAGAAACACAAUGUUCUUGAGACUGGGUCACAGGGGAGAUGAUUAAAGCUGCUGUGAGGAGUUUAAAGCUGGUUUUGAAACACACUUGAAAUGAUUGUUUAUGCCUCUGUAGACCUACAGAAGCAUCAUUGACUUGAAGGAUAAUUUCUAUAUAUUUUUUUGUAAUGCUUGUAACCAGAAGGAGGAGAGUAAGAAGAGCACACCAUGAAUCCACUCUAACUUUGCUAAAUGGUGCUUAAAGUGUUGUGCACAAGGUGGAUUCAUGUCGGCUCUUAUAUUAUAUUAUUAUUAUAAAUAUUAUAAUAAAGAGUACGGUUUACACCUGCUCUUUUUGCAAAGUGUCUUAAGAUAAAACUUAUUAUGUAUCGGUGCUAUACACAUAAAGAUUGAUUGAUUAUGAUAAUAUAUAAUACACUUUUAUCAAGCCCCCAUUCUGGGACAUUUCUUUUACAACAGCUCAAAAUAGAGGAAUAGAAUCAGCUAAAGAUAGGAAAAGGUUUAAAACAUAUUUAUAUUCUUUAAAUAUAAGAAGAAAGAUACUGUAGUAAUGAAAUUAUACUAGAAAUAUACACUCUGUUGGGGGCGCCGGGUUCGAAUCUGACCUGUGGCUCCUUUUCCCGCACGUCAUUUCCCACCCUCUCGCUCCCAAAUUUUCUGACUCUGUCCACUGUCCUAUCUCUAAAAUGAAGGCACAAGGUCCAAAAAAUAAACCUUACAAAAAGUAAAUAUAUACUGUAUACACUAUGUAGGCUUCCACUUGUGUGAAGUGUACGUAGUGAUUGAUUGACUGCAGAAACAGCCUUCUGUUUACAUUUUUCUGUUCACGUUCAGUGAUGAGGUUUGAUUGUUCAAAGACAGCAGGAUGAGAUUUUUUUGUUAAAACACAAACAGAACCGGUACGGGAACAAAUCAGCAAAAAAGAUCAACCAUGCUUCUUUGUCCACAAGGGGCACCAAAGUGCACACAAACUGAAUACUCCUCACAGACGCCUUAAAGAGUUGAUUGCAUUAGUUCUGUACAGUUUAUGUUUCAUGAUUGUGGUUAUUUUGUUUAACACACAAAUGUUGCUGUUCGCUUUAUAUUUGACUUGAUUUAGUAUGCUACCUCAUAACCGACUAGGUCUAGAUGCCUUUUUAGCCUUAAAAUCUGGGUCCAAUCAAUCCUGAUCAAAGACGUUUUACACUUAAUCAAUAAUAAUACAAUAAAUCGACAUGUGAUGAACAGAAGACAGUAAAAGGCCUUCACACUGACCGUGGUGUGAAUGUUGAGUAUGAAUUUCUGAGUUUUACACUGAAAGCUUUUGUACCAUGUUCUGAAUGAUCAAAUAUACAAGAGAAGGAGAAAA
Molecule: messenger RNA, 3133 nt
Organism: Labrus mixtus (cuckoo wrasse)
Lineage: Eukaryota; Metazoa; Chordata; Actinopteri; Labriformes; Labridae
Gene: gltpd2b
Product: glycolipid transfer protein domain containing 2b
Exons: 4
Coding region: 532-1458 (308 amino acids)
Biological process (GO): intermembrane lipid transfer; ceramide transport
Cellular component (GO): cytoplasm; cytosol; membrane
Molecular function (GO): ceramide 1-phosphate binding; ceramide 1-phosphate transfer activity
Source: RefSeq, a predicted model, not a curated record